Messenger RNA from Salvelinus namaycush (lake trout), 1215 nucleotides. RefSeq names its product inhibin beta A chain-like. The transcript has 2 exons. The record is from RefSeq and is a predicted model, not a curated record. Bases 1 to 1215 code for a protein of 404 amino acids. Gene Ontology annotation, cellular component: extracellular region. Lineage: Eukaryota; Metazoa; Chordata; Actinopteri; Salmoniformes; Salmonidae. Gene Ontology annotation, molecular function: cytokine activity; hormone activity; growth factor activity. Gene Ontology annotation, biological process: SMAD protein signal transduction; BMP signaling pathway.
AUGUCUCCUUUGCCCCUGCUGAGUGGGAUGUUGCUGCUCUUUGCCCAUAGCUGUGGCGGGGCCGGCUCUUUGUCCGUGGCGAUGGGUGGUGGCCAGACGCCACCACAGACCCAGUCCCAGCUGGUGCCAGAGGAUACUGACUGCCCGUCCUGCGCCCUGGCGCGGCUCAACGAGGAGGAGGAUGGCAGCAAACCCGAGGUGGUGGAGGCGGUGAAGAGGCACAUCCUCAACAUGCUGCACCUGCAGGUGCGGCCCAAUGUCACGCACCCGGUGCCCCGCGCUGCUCUGCUCAAUGCCAUCCGCAAGCUGCACGUGGGAAGAGUGGCCGAGGACGGCAGCGUCCAGAUCGAGGAUGGGGGCCACGGGCGCCCCAAUGCCGCCGACAUGGUCGAGACGACUGAGAUCCUUACCUUCGCAGAGGCCGGCGACUCCCAGGGUGCGGUCAACUUCCUCAUUUCCAAGGAGGGCGGUGAGCUGUCUCUGGUGGAGCAGGCUAAUGUAUGGAUCUUCCUCCGGCUGGCCAAGACCAAUCGCAGCCGUGCCAAGGUCACUAUACGCCUGUUGCAGCAGCACCAUGGCGGAGACGGCCAUGAAGAGUCUGUGCCACUGGCCGAGAAGGCAGUGGACACGCGGCGCAGUGGCUGGCACACUUUUCCCGUGUCAGCCAGCGUCCAGGCUCUGUUGAAGGGCGGCGGCAGCAUGCUCAGUGUGAAGAUCUCCUGCCCGCUGUGCGCCAAUGCUGGCGCCACACCCAUCCUGGUGUCGACCGGCGGCAACCAGGAGCGUGAGCAGUCCCACCGGCCCUUCCUCAUGGCGGUAGUGCAGCAGGGCGAGGGCGGCGAGCCACGGCGACGCCACAAAAGGGGCCUGGAAUGCGACGGCAAGGUGCGUGCUUGCUGCAAGCGCCAGUUCUAUGUCAAUUUCAAGGACAUUGGCUGGAGCGACUGGAUCAUAGCACCGGGGGGCUACCACGCCAACUACUGUGAGGGCGACUGCCCCAGCCACGUGGCUAGCAUCACAGGCUCCUCGCUGUCCUUCCACUCCACCGUCAUCAAUCACUACCGCAUACGGGGCUACGCGCCCUUCCAGAAUAUUAAGUCAUGCUGCGUGCCCACGAGGCUACGCGCCAUGUCUAUGCUCUACUACAAUGAGGAGCAAAAGAUCGUCAAAAAGGACAUCCAGAACAUGGUUGUAGAGGAGUGUGGCUGCUCGUAA